Molecule: messenger RNA, 3317 nt
Organism: Myotis lucifugus (little brown bat)
Lineage: Eukaryota; Metazoa; Chordata; Mammalia; Chiroptera; Vespertilionidae
Product: zinc finger protein 883-like
Exons: 3
Coding region: 1-1962 (653 amino acids)
Biological process (GO): regulation of transcription by RNA polymerase II
Cellular component (GO): nucleus
Molecular function (GO): DNA-binding transcription factor activity, RNA polymerase II-specific; RNA polymerase II transcription regulatory region sequence-specific DNA binding
Source: RefSeq, a predicted model, not a curated record
AUGGCGGCGCCCCGGCUGAGGAGACGGUCUGAGAUUGCCCUGUACUUCUCCAGGGAGGAAUGGAGCCUCCUUGAUGAGGGUCAGAGACAGCUGUACCUCAAUGUGAUGCUGGAGAACUUUGAACUUAUAUCCUCGCUGGGUUGCUGCUGUGGAGGAGUAAACGUGGAGGAAACGACUGAACAGAAGGUUUCUGUAGGAUUGUCACAGGCAAGGAAUCCCAAGUUAGCCUUGUCUUCCCAGAAGAGCCACCCCUGUGAGAGUUGUGGGGUGGUCUUGGGAAACAUUUUCCACGUGAUGGAGCUGCAGGGAACACAACAUGGACAAAUACUGUUGAGGUGUGGGGCAUGUGCAAAACAAUUUUUUGUCCAGGCAAAAUUUCACCAGCAGCAUGUGAAAGAGAAGUCUUUCACUAGAGGUGUGGACAGGAUCUCACUUGCAAACAGCUGCAAUUUCAAUGUAUCCCAGAAUCGUUUCACAUGCGGGAAUUUUGGGCAGGGUGUCCUUAUGGGGUCAGGACAUCUCCACCUCAAGGCUACUCAGACCAGGGACAGUCCAACCACAAUUUCGACGUGUGGGAUGCCUUUUAAAAGGACAAAAAAUUAUUACAGUAGAAAAGAUUGUAAGGAAGACAUUAGUUGCACCCACACAUUUAUUCAGGAAAAAGAUGUCCAUCUUGGAAGUCGGCGUUUUCUAUCCUCUGUAUGUGGAAAAUAUUUUUCCAAAUGUUGUAGCUUUCAUUAUCAACAGAGAGGUCACACUCAAGAAAAGCCUUAUCAAUGCAGUGAAUGUGGAAAAUCUUUUAUCUCUAAGAAGAUCCUUCAUCGACAUCAAAGAGUUCACACAGGAGAAAAGCCUUAUAAAUGCAGUGAAUGUGGAAAAUCUUUUGCACGGAGCGAUACGCUUCAUGAUCACCAGAGAGUUCAUACAGGAGAGAAGCCUUAUAAAUGCAGUGAAUGUGGAAAAUCUUUUGCACGGAGCAAUGCCCUUCGUGAUCAUCAGAGAGUUCAUACAGGAGAAAAGCCGUAUAAAUGCAGUGAAUGUGGAAAAUCUUUUGCAGGGAGCAAUGCCCUUCGUGAUCAUCAGAGAGUUCAUACAGGAGAAAAGCCGUAUAAAUGCAGUGAAUGUGGAAAAUCUUUUGCAGGGAGCAACGCACUUCGUUAUCAUCAGGUAGUUCACGCUGUAGAAAAGCCUUAUCAGUGCAGUGAAUGUGGAAAAUCUUUUGCACAGUGCAAUGCCCUUGAUGAUCAUCAGAGAGUUCAUACAGGAGAAAAGCCUUUUCAGUGCAGUGAAUGUGGAAAAUCUUUUGCAUGGAGCACUGCCCUUCGUUAUCAUCAGAGAGUUCACACUGGAGAAAAGCCUUAUCAAUGCAGUGAAUGUGGAAAAUCUUUUAUCGCUAAGGCUGAUGUUCGUCAACAUCAGAGAGUUCAUACGGGAGAAAAGCCUUUUCAAUGCAGUGAAUGUGGAAAAUAUUUUGCAUGGAGCAAUUCCCUUCGUCGUCAUCGGAGAGUUCACACUGGAGAAAAGCCUUAUAAAGGCAUAGAAAGUGGAAAAUCUUUCACCCGGAGCACUACCCUUCGUGAUCAUCACAGAGUUCAUACAGGAGAAAAGCUUUAUAAAUGCAGUGAAUGUGGAAAAUCUUUUACCCAGAGCACUACCCUUCGUAUUCAUCAGAUUCUUCAUACAGGAGAAAAGCCUUAUAAGUGUAGUGAAUGUGGGAAGUCUUUUAUCCGGAGCAAUGCCCUUCAUUAUCAUCAAAGAGUUCAUACGGGAGAAAAGCCUUAUAAAAGCAGUAAAUGUGGGAAGUCUCUUACCACUAAGACUCUCCUUCAUCAACAUCAGAGAGUUCAUACAGGAGAAAAGCCUUAUGAAUGCACUGAAUGUGGGAAAUCUUAUAAAGGUAAAAGUGGUCUCCAUUAUCAUCUGAGAGUUCACACUGGAGAAAGCCAUUAUGAGUGCAGUUAAUGUGAGGUUUCUCUCAGCCAUAUUUCUAUAUUCACUGUUUGCAUAAGAGUACAAAUGGGAGAAAUUUCUGAGAUGUGUAGGAAAUGUAGUUUCUUAGUGAGGCCUUAACAAUAGUACAACAAAAUUUGUGAAUCCUCAUUUUUCUGAAUUGUAUCUCAUAUUUAAUCAUCUAUAUUAUGUAAAGUUCCCAUAAGUGUUUUUGCUAUUGUGUUUGUGUGUUUUUAUGUUGGAACACUACGUAAUUAUGUUGCACUUUCUAAUAUCAGGAUGUCCUGCCAGAUCUAUGUCCCUGCAUAUUUCUGUUGCUGAAGGUAUUACAUCUGAACCACCUAUAAGGUCUCUACAAACGGCGUCAAUCACCGUCCUCAUGUGCCCAGGAAGCUAAGUCUGUUGUCUAAUUUGUUGAAGAAAAUGAGGAAUACCUGAGCCCUUUGUUCUUUCUUGUUUCCCUGUCAUGAGUUGCCACAUAGGACUGAUUUCCGUUGGCCCCCAUAAACAUGUUGCGGAGGUGUUGUAAAUGUUUCCCUCCACGUCCCGCGUGGUUCAGGGUUCAGGAUCUGGAAGAGGAGCCGCACGCAAAUGAAAGAGAAAAGACGAGAUAAUUUGGGAUUAUUGGGGGGCCAGGCGGGUAAGUCCAACUCAAGAGGAAGGACUUCCACCGGUGCUCAGGCAGCACCGACCUUUUCUAGUCAGAGGUAAAGAAGGCAGAGGUUACCAUAGUUAUACAGUUCUUUUCAGCAGUGGCUGUUGCUUAGGGAGAAGGAAGGAGGCGCAUUGGACAGCACUGAAGUUGAGUAGAUGUGAGGGGCUGGCUUUAAAAGUUACAGUUUGUUUGCUUUCCGGGAGAUAGCCUGUCAGAUGUAUAGGGAGGUGCCUUAUUAGUAUUUUCCCCAAGCCUAUAAAAUAUGACUACAGAAAAAGUUAUGUAGAGUUCAAAACAGAAUUGUGUGAAGGGGGGGCGGGGAGGGAAAGAAACUUUCUACUAACUAGAGACCCUUCUGUGCCAAAUAUCCUUGAGGUGUGACAACAGCAGGGAGGAGGGUUAGCAAGAAUGUAGCCUUGAAAGUAACUGAUCUUGUUCAGCAGUUUGAUCAAAUGAGCUGUUUGAAGUAGAGGAGCCAACAAUCUUGGGAUUUAAUUAGUAGGUGCAUCUCAUAUAUUGUGGAAGGCCCCAGGUAUAGAUCUGCCAGUUAUUUACAAUACCUCCCGCACAUUUAGAACCUAAGGCUUUAUUGACCUGAAGAGUGACUACUUCUAGGAGACCAAAUAAAGGUACACCAGCAAUACUGGGGGCAUUGUGUUCAGGAGGAUAUCAGCAAUGUGUCCGGGAGGAAAUAAAACCCUCAUUGAAUUUU